Pochonia chlamydosporia 170 is the source of this 1998-nucleotide messenger RNA. RefSeq names its product poly(ADP-ribose) glycohydrolase isoform. The coding region runs from base 1 to 1998 and encodes 665 amino acids. Gene Ontology annotation, cellular component: cytoplasm. Lineage: Eukaryota; Fungi; Ascomycota; Sordariomycetes; Hypocreales; Clavicipitaceae. The transcript is spliced from 2 exons. The record is from RefSeq and is a predicted model, not a curated record. Gene Ontology annotation, molecular function: phosphatase activity.
AUGAACAUCAACCCCCAAGACCUCACGCACACCUUCGCCACAUUCCACCACUGCUUCCUCUGUGGCUCGGAAAUUACCCUCGCAGCAACCAGCCGCCGCGGCGAGGGCUGGAAAGCAGUCGCCCAAGAACUCAAGCACCCAUCACCACCUUCACCCCGAGUCCCUCAACCGCUCAUCAAGCCUGGAUUCUGCUCACACACCUUCGAAGGCGAAGAAGCUAGAGUCGUCCACUCCGCGUGCUGGACAGUCGUGGCCAAGUUAUGGGGUAAAAGCACAUUCACCAUCGCCGAACUCGACGGCUUCCUGGAUUGUGCCCGCGAUGUAUCUCCAUUCCUACCUGAGAUAGCGUUCAAAGAAUCCCCAGAACAACUCGACAUUACAAUCGACCACCGCCUAGACGCCAGUGACUUAGACUACCGACCUUCCACCUCCCCAAACGACACCUUCCCAUACUGGGAAUCCCUCCAGAGCACCCUCAAAGACGAGGGUCUCAUCUCCCCAUCCCUCCUCGACAUCACCAACCACGACAUCCCUCCCCGUCUAGAAGCAUUCAUAGCCCACGCCCUCCGCAACGCAACCGAAGUACGCAAAUCCCCCGACUUAAACACCCGCUACUGGGCCGAAGUCAUCGGUAUGCUCGCAAACUCACCAGCACCCCAAUUCUCCAAAGACGAGCCAGACCGCCCCUCGCGCAUCGCCCAGGCCAUACGGAAUCUUCACCUCGGGGGCCCAUCACGCUUCCCUCACACAGCCAACUUUGAUACCGUCCGCGCCAACGCGCUCACCAUUCUCGUGGCGCUGAUACCCAUCCCUGUGGAGGACCUUGCCUCCGCGGACGCAAAGGACGGGAAGCGCGCGAAACUCGAGAGACCGCGCUCGAUCCCCCUCUCACGCAUGAAGCCGCUGGUGCCGUUUCGUCUCAACUUCUACACUAUCCGGAGAGAGUACUUCGUGCAGAACAUGAAUGAUCGGGGAUACACCCUCGGUAUGAAGUACCUCCGCACUAUUGAGUUCGAUGAGGCUCGUGGUUCGUCUACAGAUCUCGUGCCUACGAUAAAUGCCCUCUGUGGUGUGAGACUCAUCAGGGACAAGAUUGGUGUGUUGGCAGUACAUGCAAAAGACGGUCCCGACUGGGUAGGCAUAUGGCAGCAAGAUCCGUCAAUGCAACUCUCGCCUGAAAUGGCUAUCAAACCAACGACUUCAGAGUGGCCAACGGGGUUCACACAGGGUUCCCUCGUCGUUGUCGCAGAUGUACGUAUCCCGUCUCAACCCCUAAACACAUCUAACUCGCGCAGACAACCAAAGAUAUCGCCGUAUUCGACCAACAUUCCCAAUAUCUAUCCGAAACAGGAUUCUCAUAAAAACUCCCCGAAAUCCAUACACGACCCGCCGCUCACACCACUCGGCCACUCGCAAUGCCUCACCCUCCGCGCCUCUCUACUCCAGCGCUUCAACGCCCUACCACCGCAGGACACCGCCGUCAUAGUCAGCCCCAUGAUUCGCACUAUGCAGACUGCCUCCCUGGCGCUGGACUGGCUCGCAGACAAGGGCGUCGUGUUUGAAGCCAGCGCGGACUGGCAGGAGAAUUCGGAUCAACCCUGCGACGUAGGCACGCCGGUGGACUUAAUCCCGCCGUUUCCGUACGUCAGCUUCAAGACGUUGGAUCCGGUGUGGCCGGAUAAGACGUCCGCGAAGGGGGAGCGGUAUAAGUAUCUUCGCGGGGCGAUUGUAGAGCGAGGGAGGUCGUGUUUGGAGGACUUGUACAAUAGGCCGGAGAAGGUGGUCUUUGUGGUUUCUCACUCGGGGUUUUUGAGGGUUGGUUGUGUAGGCUGGUGGUUUUUUAAUAGCGAUUAUAGAAUCUUUGAGUUUGAAGAGGGUGUUGGGAGGGAUGGGAGGAGGGUUGUUAAGCAGGAUGAGGGGACGGUUGAGGGUGGUUUGGGACUUUCUUGGACGGAGAGGGUGCCGCUUGGGGAUGGGUUGCCAGAGCUGCUCAACUGA